Molecule: messenger RNA, 363 nt
Organism: Colletotrichum navitas
Lineage: Eukaryota; Fungi; Ascomycota; Sordariomycetes; Glomerellales; Glomerellaceae
Exons: 1
Coding region: 1-363 (120 amino acids)
Source: RefSeq, a predicted model, not a curated record
AUGUCGGACACAGUCCACUGGGUUCUAGGCACACACGAACGCUUUUCUAACCGCGCCCUCGUCAGCGGCAUCUGUGCCCUCAUCCAGCAGGUGAGCGCUUACGGCUUGUGGGAUUCAUUUGGCCCCGCCGCCGACGAAACUCAGCCUCCGCUCAAGCUCUGGGCAAAGCACAACAGCCGGACUGCGGAGCAGCAGGCCAUCGGCGACAUUAGGAACACAACCGCUCGCCUUCGCAGCCCAGCCCUCACGAAACAGGAAAUCGCCGCUGUGGGCACCAUGGCCGCCGCCCGACUACCCUGCAGGCGCCUCUCCACUUUCGACUCGGCGGUUCAGGUCUCUCGGCUGAGUCUAUGCCGCCUUUGA